AUGGAUUCAUAUGGUCGAAAAGUAAUUGUGGUUGACAAUGGAACUGGCUUUGUAAAAUGUGGUUAUGCUGGUUCAAAUUUUCCUGCACAUAUAUUUCCGUCAGUUGUUGGACGUCCCGUAGUACGUUAUUCGCAGAAAGUUGGCAAUAUAGAAGUUAAGGAUUUAAUGGUUGGUGAAGAGUGUACACAACUGAGACAAAUGUUGAACUGUAGCUAUCCUAUGGAGAAUGGAAUCGUAAGAAAUUGGGAUGAUAUGGCUCAUGUAUGGGACUAUACAUUUGGCCCAGAAAAGCUAGAUAUUGAUCCUAAAGAAUGUAAAUUGCUUUUGACGGAACCACCUCUUAACCCGAGUGAUAAUCGAGAAAAGCUUUUCCAAGUCAUGUUUGAGCAAUAUGGUUUCCAUUCGUUAUAUGUGGCUGUCCAGGCAGUACUCACUUUGUAUCAUCAAGGACUCCUCACUGGAGUUGUGGUGGAUAGUGGCGAAGGAGUCACUCAUAUUUGUCCAGUGUAUCAAGGUUUCGCCCUUAAUCAUUUAACCCGACGUUUAGAUAUUGCUGGUCGUGAUAUUACUCGCUUUUUGAUUAAAUUAUUACUGUUACGCGGAUAUGCCUUCAAUCAUUCAGCCGAUUUCGAAACAGUGCGUUUAAUGAAGGAAAAACUUUGUUACAUUGCUUAUGAUAUAGAACAGGAACAACGACUCGCACUUGAGACAACUGUCCUUACUGAAUCUUUCACUGUACUACCUGAUGGCAGAGUAAUCAGAGUUGCUGGCGAAAGAUUUGAGGCUCCUGAAGUGCUGUUUCAGCCGCAUCUCAUUGACAGUGAAAGGCCUGGACUUAGUGAACUUUUAUUUGGUGUUAUCCAGUCUGCUGAUAUUGGUUUAAUUUUUUAG
Molecule: messenger RNA, 891 nt
Organism: Dracunculus medinensis (Guinea worm)
Lineage: Eukaryota; Metazoa; Nematoda; Chromadorea; Rhabditida; Dracunculidae
Source: the annotation of a GenBank genome assembly